Molecule: messenger RNA, 2842 nt
Organism: Coregonus clupeaformis (lake whitefish)
Lineage: Eukaryota; Metazoa; Chordata; Actinopteri; Salmoniformes; Salmonidae
Product: sia-alpha-2,3-Gal-beta-1,4-GlcNAc-R:alpha 2,8-sialyltransferase-like
Exons: 4
Coding region: 771-1895 (374 amino acids)
Biological process (GO): N-glycan processing; oligosaccharide metabolic process
Molecular function (GO): alpha-N-acetylneuraminate alpha-2,8-sialyltransferase activity
Source: RefSeq, a predicted model, not a curated record
GCUCUUUGCUGAGAAGUUCUUUUUGUAUGUUUUUGACCAUUUAAAUUGAAAAUAACACAGUAAGGUACUUAAUUGUUACCCAGAAAUUAUUUGUUAUCAAAUUAAAAACGGCUGCAUUGGACCUUUAAACGAUUACCAUAUGAAUAAUAAGCUACUGUUAAUGAGAUGUAUAUGUUUUAGUAUUCGUAGGGACAUCACUUUUUCAGAUGCUGAUCAGGCUUCCACAUUUGCAAAAUAUUAUGUGAUACAGUAUUUUAUACAGUCAGCAAGUCAUCUUCGAUGGUAUGCAUAACACAUUCAGUUUAUUGCUCCCAUCUCUAAACCACGGAGGUAUAAUACAGCCAUGACACUUUUUUUUUUAGUCGUAUUUUCAUCUGGGCUCAACAAACACUUCUCCAUUUGCACCAGAAUAUGUGAAAUUAUUUACUGGGGAGAGGGUGCGUAACGGAGACCGGUGAGAACUUUGCUGGAUUGAUACAUUGAUGUGAAUUUCAGAUGCAUCGCCCUAAUGGUAUGAAUCUGGCUGCCUGGAGAGAAUUUGUUGUUCAGCGCGAAGCCAAGGCAAGGCAGCAGGGAUGAUGAGAGUGCACGAAGACAAAUCGCUAACUGCCAUUUCAACCGCAUUGCACAUUUGCCGUCCAUUUUACAUGGGAAAGCAUGUUUAUUUUGUAUCAUAAUACCAAUAUGUAUAGCCAAAUUCAACAUCUAGAAUUGAGGUGAUGAAGGCUGGCACAUUUCCAUUGUUCUUCGAGGAAUGAAAACGCUCCAAGAUGGUCCGCAUCGCAAAUGCCCUGGGUCUGGUCAUAUUGAUGGUCGCUCUUCUCAUUUUAUCCUUAAUAAGUUAUGUGUCCAUUAGAAAGGACAGCAUCUUCUCUUCCACAAAAAAUGACAAUAUGGGAGGACCACGGAUAAUGUUCCACGCAGGAUUUCGGUCACAGUUUGCCAUGAAUUUCCUGGACCCAUCCUUCAUCCCAUUAACCAAUGCUCUGAAUGAGGAGCUGCAAGGGAAACCCUCCAAAUGGAAAUUCAAUAGGACAGCUUUUUAUCAGCAAAGGAAAGAGAUCUUCCAUUACAUUGAUGUGGCCAACAACUUCUCCCUCACCAAGAAUGGUGUGCGCGUCGGCCAGCUGAUGCACUUCGACUACUCCAGUCACAAGUAUGUCUUCUCUAUAAGCAACAACCUGAAGUCACUGCUUCCUGAUGCUUCACCCAUCCAGAACAAGCACUACAACGUGUGUGCUGUGGUGGGUAACAGUGGGAUCCUGACCGGUAGUCACUGUGGGCCAGAGAUCGACAGUGCCGACUUUAUCUUCCGCUGUAACUUCGCCCCUACCGACUCCUAUUACAAGGAUGUGGGCCGGAAGACCAACCUCACCACCUUUAACCCCAGCAUCCUGGAGAGGUACUACAACAACCUAUUGACCAUCCAAGACCGCAACAACUUCUUCCUCAACCUGAAGAAGCUGGAGGGGGCAAUUUUGUGGAUCCCUGCAUUUUUCCUCCACACCUCGGCCACCGUCACACGGACCCUGGUGGACUUCUUUGUUGAGCACAAGGGGCAGCUGAAAAUCGAGCUGGCCUGGCCGGGAAACAUCAUGCAGGAUGUCAACAAAUAUUGGAAGACCAAGAACCUGUCCCCAAAGCGACUCAGCACUGGUAUCCUCAUGUACACUCUGGCCUCGGCCAUGUGUGAGGAGAUCCAUCUGUACGGCUUCUGGCCUUUCGGCUGGGAUCCCAACACAGGCAAAGAGCUGCCCUACCACUACUAUGACAAGAAAGGAACCAAGUUCACCACCAAGUGGCAGGAGACCCACCAGCUGCCCAGUGAGUUUAAGCUGCUCUACAAGAUGCAUGGAGAAGGUGUGACCAAGCUGAGCCUUUCACACUGUUCUUAGACAUUCCAGCCUGGGUGACCGAGCAUCAAGAAAUUCAUUUUGUGGUGCUCCAACACAGCAGCGGACCUUGAGCUCACAUAAUAUAUUUUGCGACUCGAAGCAGACAAUGCAUGAUUUAGUAGUAAGACGUAUUACUCUUUCACUCUAGAAACACACUGUCAUAUCACCACUGCAUCUUGCCUCGGCUUUGUCACAGAGUAUGUAAUUCACACUUUAGGUUACGAGGAACAUGGCAUAAUAUUUCAAAUGUGAAUUACUGGUUGAUGAUGAUGUUAUGAUGUAUGUUAUGCUGAAAAUAUUAUGUCACACUAUCAUAGUACUUAUACAAUAUUUCACAUCACAUUAUUUGCAUUGAUACCAUAAUUGUGUGGAUAAAUAGAUCAAUAAAACACAUACAUUUUAUGAAAAAUAAUCACUAUUUCCAGAACGUAGGAGUGAGUUGGGGUGCAUCAUUAUUAUUAGGCUAUAGCCUUAUUUCAAAGGGAUUUGAUUGUUCUUUUGAUAUCACUGCUUAGUCUCAGGGAAGGAGUUAAGAGAAUAGUUUUUUAAAAAUCAGAUUCAAAUGCCCCACUGAGGUGCAAUCAGACACACUGUCUAUUUUCCAUCCCUUUUCAGCAUACAGUGAACUACCACAGGUGCCAGCAGACAGAUAAUGGGCCCAGCCAGCACACUGCACUGCUAACUACUGUAGCAGUGAGAUUUGUUUACAAUACCCCUUAAUGUAUGUAAUUGCUUCCCUAUAUAGAUACAGAUAAUGUAGUGAUAGUCCUAGUCCCACUAUUUUAUUGGGAUUCUGGUGAAAGUGCUGGUAAUAUUAAAAUUUGCGAAUGAAUAAUCUACAUUCCAACACCAAGCCAUAGACUGAGUCACUUAGACAGUUCCUUGUUUUCAAAAGAAAAGCACUUUUUUUGUCCAUUAAAAUAACAUCAAAUUGAUCAGAAAUACAG